This is a messenger RNA of Adelges cooleyi (spruce gall adelgid), 1389 nucleotides long. RefSeq names its product putative gustatory receptor 28b. Gene Ontology annotation, cellular component: axon; membrane; neuronal cell body. Gene Ontology annotation, biological process: sensory perception of taste. NCBI's taxonomy places the organism in Eukaryota, Metazoa, Arthropoda, Insecta, Hemiptera, Adelgidae. The record is from RefSeq and is a predicted model, not a curated record. The transcript is spliced from 4 exons. The coding region runs from base 1 to 1149 and encodes 382 amino acids.
AUGGUUACCGAAAAAUCACCAGUGUUUUUCUUAAGUAGUGUGUUGGGUUUAUUUCCAAGUAAGCAACAUAAAAAAUUAUCAAGAUCUGUGGGUAUUGUAUUCAUUAUUUUAAUAGUGAUUUAUUAUUGUGAAGAAUUAAAAUGGAUCAUCUCAAAAAGUGACGAAUCUAACACUAGCAGACUACUGUAUGUUUCAUACGUAACGUUAAAUAUACUUUUAAUUGUAGUAUGCUAUAUAAAUUCAAUAAUACAUUACAAACUAUGUUCAAGUUUUACAAACAAUAUUGCUUUUGUUGAUCAUUUAUCCAAAAACUUAGAGCUGAGUUUUAAUUACAAUGUUAGCAAUUCAAACGAAUACAAGAAAAUUUUAUACAUAUUUUUAUUCACGGUCAGCUUCGCAAUACUUCAUCAAUUGGGAUUAACUGAACAUAAUUUCCCAUCGGUAAAUAUAAUCGAAAUCGCUUGCAUACCUAUGAUUUGGUUACAAGUAUAUCAAAUAGAUAUCCUAUUGAAUCAACUAGCAAUGCGAUUUAAUUACAUAAAAUGUAUACUAGAAACAAAUAUAAAAAAAUCUAUAGAGGCGUAUUGGAUUCACUGGUGUUCGAUUGGACCUAAGGAUAUUACUACACUUAAUCGUAUACAUUUUUUUACGUACAUUUCAUUCAAAGAAGUCUGUUCAUUUUACGAUAUUCAACUGCUUGUAAUAAUACCACGAGUGAUCGUAUCCAACGUUUUGCCAGUUCAUUAUAAUGUAGUUGCAGCCCUGAUGUCUGAUAAGGAUGAAACGCCACACAAGUGGUCUCAGAUUUUUACAUUGUCUAUGAUUGUUUUAUCAAUUGGGCCUAUCAUUCAUUUGGUAAGGUGUGCCAGCAAUACAAUCAACAAAGCCACACAAAUAAUAGACACUAUUCAUAAGUUGUUAGACCUUGAGCUACCACAAGAAUUAGAGGAUGAAUGUUUAUUUGUUUUAGCUGUACUUGUUUUCACAACAGUUACUGCAUCGACCACUAAAAUUUACUGUAAAAGAAAGUUUUACUAUCAAACCAUCGCUAGUAGCUUCAAUGUUGGAGUUGAUAAUCACCUACGUUAUAAUACUCUUACAAUUUCAAGACUCGUUAAAAACAAUUUCUCCGGCACAGUUUUUAGUUAGCCCAAAAAAUUAAAUACUCACUAAUGGCCAACCGACAGUAUGUUCUACUCUCCCUGGACUAUGGUUUUCAGGUUUCACCUCCCAAAUUUCCUUAAUGCCUAAUCCAUAAGAUUGAGGAGAACAAUUUUCACGUAGAUUAAAUUUUUUAAAUAAUUGUUUAGUCAAAUGCCCAUGACAUCCUUCAGCGAAUAUAGUCACUUUGGCGUGCAGUUCCAUACCACGUUCAAAGCUGUCCUAUAC